Molecule: messenger RNA, 1461 nt
Organism: Seminavis robusta
Lineage: Eukaryota; Bacillariophyta; Bacillariophyceae; Naviculales; Naviculaceae
Source: the annotation of a GenBank genome assembly
AUGUAUCAGGUAAUUGUCGGAACAGGAGAUUUGGCCUACGCACUUGCCCAUCUCUUUCAUAUCAACAAUACCAAUGAUUCGGGCAAUUUUCUAGAGGUGACAAAGCCGUCGCUGCAAGAGAGUGGCAAGAGCUUUCAUGAAACAGGAGUCCCGUUGAGUCCUAUCGACGAAGCCUUGGAACACGCCGAUAUCGUAAUUCUCGCCAUCCCGGCCAAGGCGCUCAAGUCCUUCGUUCCCAAUUACAUCAUGGCGCUAAAGGACAAGGUCUUGAUUGAUUGCACCAAUUCAAGUCGGGAAGGAGAAGACCUCGAAUCUCUCGUCACGAACACGAACAUUCGAUGGGUCAAGGCGUUCAACGAUCUCGGGGCCGUCGAUAUCCUUACCAACAAGGUCACCACAAAGAAAAGGAUCGUAACGAAGAUGUGUUCUCCCAGCAAAAGCGCAAUUGAGGUCGCUCGUCGACUUGCACAGGAAUCGUUUGGCAUCGAUGUCAAGGUUGUCCCGUACUCUCGAUACGAGGAUAUUGCGAGAAAUCAAAAUAGCAUUGGCCAACAGUGGGCCCAUUCCGCCUACAUUUUGAUCGUCAUCUUCGUUCUUACUGAGUUCUAUGCAUGCUGGCGGUACAACGUCGAAAAGGGCUACGAGUGGUUUCAUCUUCCGAUGCAGGUCACCAACAAAGCCAUCUGUUGGACAGCCAUCACUGGAUUUGCCCUCACACAGUUGCCUGGAGUCAUUGCGCGCAUUGGCAACUACUUCCGAAGUAACCUCUCCGAUCUUUCUCCUACGUUGAAAUGGGCGCUGCAACUGCGGAAAGAGCUGGGAAUUCUCUCACUCUGGUUCUUGGGGCUUCACAUUCUCAUGAGCAUGAUCCUUUUCAACCCUGCCUAUUAUGGCAAGUUCUUCAUUGACCCAACUGCAAAUACCUCCAAAAUGAAUGUGAUCGGUGAAACAUCCUUCUUGUUUGCCACUGUUGGCUCCAUGUUUUAUUUCAUCUUGGGACUGGCUUCUCUACCCUCUGUCAGUUCAAAUAUGACAAACCAACAAUGGCAGCUGAUCUAUGGUCCAUUGGCUUGGGCAGCCCUUGCAUUCGGAACGUCUCAUGUAAUCAUCAUGGGAUUCAAGGGCUGGGAUGAUCACUUGCAAGACGAAUGGCCAGGAGGAAUGCCACCAAUCACCUUAACAUCUGUGCUUAUUCCCAUGUUGGUCUUGUUCCUGAAAGUCAUUGAAAUAGGUUUGUUUCUUACAAGCUCGCUGUGCCGUCGGUCCAUCCCCAAAAGCGAUGAUGACAUGCAGUACAUCCGAACUGUAAUCCAAGCAGGCAGCUUACACGUUGGUGGCAACGAUUCAGGCAAUGACUCUGAUGGGACACACAGCAGUGGCAAGUCGAAGUCGACAUGUUCCACUGUAUCAGUCAAAAUGUUGGGCAAUUUUGAAUGCGAGAUUGUCGAGGACCAAGUUUAG